CGGGACCCAUCGGAGGGGGGCCCUGAGGAGGAGCAGCACUUGCUGGAGGAGACCACCGGGACGGGCUCUGAAGACCUCUCCCCACUCUGAAUUCAGGCUUCUACCUAAGACUCUCUUUUCACAAGGCCAGCCAGGGUCGGCUUCUUCAAGUCCUCUGAUUCCAGACCCCACCCAGGACAGGAGCCUUCACACCCAUUUCACAGAGGGCUAUGGUCAAUGACCCAGAGCUCAGGCAAACCAAAUCGAGACUCACGACCCAGUGGAGCGUGGAGGACGAAGAGGAAGCCGCGAGGCAGCGCCGCAGGAGGGAGCGGGAGAGACAGCUGCGGUCCCAGAGCGAGGAUGGGCCCUGCGGGACCAGCUCGUGCCCUGGGAUGGAGCCGGGGCAGCCGGAGCAGGAGAAGCUCCUUGCCCUGAAGCCCAUGGAACUGGAAGAGGAUGAGGGCUUCAGCGACUGGUCCCAGAAGAUGGAGCAGCGGAAGCAGAGAUGGGGUCCAGAUGGGAGCCUGGACGGCGGAGAGACCUCUCAAGAAGAAAGCCCAGAAUAUGAGGACCGAGCUGAGGGGUCCUCACAUCCCUCCUAUGAGGAGGAGGAGGAAGGGGACGAUCCUCCCCUGGGCCAAACCCAAGCCAGCCUGAGCCAGCUCUGCGUGGAUCCAGUGCCCAGGCCUGGGGAGGCCGCGAGAGACAUCCUGGAGGAAGAGAUCGGCCUUCUGGAGACGGGAAGCUGCCUGCGGGUGCAGGCAGAGUCCGAGGACAGAAAGGCAUCACUGAAGGCCACUCCUGUGGAGGAGGAGGAGAGGCAGCCUGAGGCCCCCAGCCCCUCCAGCCCAGAGGCCAGGGAGGAGCAGGACCCAGCACCCCUCAGUCCCACCACCAAGCUCAUCGACAGGACUGAGUCCCUGAACCGGUCCAUAAAGAAAAGUAACAGCGUGAAGAAGUCACAGCCUGCCCUGCCCGUGUCCAAGAUUGAUGACCGGCUGGAACAGUACACUCAGGCCAUUGAAACUGCUGGCAAGACCCCGAAGUUGAGCCGGCAGCCGUCCGUGGAGAUGCCCGCCAUGACCGUAGCCAGCUCCAAAAACCUGUGGGAGACUGGAGAGCUUUUGGCUCAGUCUUCGGCCAAGACCCCUCCAUGCAAGGACAUCGUGGCUGGAGACAUGAGCAAGAGGAGUUUCUGGGAGCACAAGGGGGGCAGCAAGACUUCCUCUACCGUCAAGAGCACCCCCUCCGGAAAGCGGUAUAAGUUUGUGGCCACCGGGCAUGGCAAGUAUGAGAAGGUGCUGAUAGAUGACACUCCGUAACCCAGCCCGCAGCCCGCUGUUCCUCUGCUGGACCUCAGACCCCAGAUGCCUUCGUCCUGGACAGACGCUGCUUCUACUCUGAAGGGGAGCCCCCCAGUCCCCUUGCCUGUGGCUCUUCUGCUAUAGAAUGUCCCGGGGGCCCCUCCCCCAGCUCUUCCCCGAGGAACUCUUCCCCAUCCUAUUUUUUAAAUCCAUUUUUUACUUGACUGCGCUGUCUCUGCCCCUGCCACUCUCUCUGCUCUUCCCUCUGGCACCUCUGAUUCUGUCUUGUGGCUAGGAAGCGAGCUGGGUGGCAGAGGGCCAGGUCUAAAGUCCUGGACUGCCUUCCUGCCUCUUAGGGGGGGGUCCUCCUCCCCACUGAAAGGCCAAGGUAGCCACGGUUUGCGCUCCAUGCGCUCAGAAAGCUGCCCGUGGGCUCGGCAGCCUCUCUGGCUGACCCAGACGAGGCCCUAGGUUUGGGUGUAUUGUGGGCUCCUAUCCCCCGUCCAAGCCCUUCCCUGCUUCCUGCUUGCCCCUCUCUGUCCUGCGUCCUGGAUCUCUGGGUAUUUUUUAAGUGCUUAAUAAAGGACCAGAGGUGGUUAUAACC
Vombatus ursinus (common wombat) is the source of this 1890-nucleotide messenger RNA. RefSeq names its product lymphocyte specific protein 1 (gene LSP1). NCBI's taxonomy places the organism in Eukaryota, Metazoa, Chordata, Mammalia, Diprotodontia, Vombatidae. Gene Ontology annotation, biological process: muscle contraction. The record is from RefSeq and is a predicted model, not a curated record. Bases 210 to 1304 code for a protein of 364 amino acids. Gene Ontology annotation, molecular function: myosin binding; calmodulin binding; actin binding. The transcript is spliced from 12 exons.